AUGGGACCGGGAGGCGGCCGGCCGGAGCAUGCGCGGGAGGAAGAGCGCGUGCCACGCGCCGCUGGUCCAGCCAGCUCCGUGUCCGCAACGUCCCAGUUUUUUUUCCGAGCCCGGGGAGUGGCCGCGGCCUGGACUCCGCCCAGCUCCCUUAAUCCGGACCGGGGCGGGGUGGGUGGGUGGAGAGCAGGGCUUUGGGAUGUGUAUUUCCGCUAG
Molecule: messenger RNA, 213 nt
Organism: Rangifer tarandus platyrhynchus (Svalbard reindeer)
Lineage: Eukaryota; Metazoa; Chordata; Mammalia; Artiodactyla; Cervidae
Source: the annotation of a GenBank genome assembly